This is a messenger RNA of Eriocheir sinensis (Chinese mitten crab), 5471 nucleotides long. RefSeq names its product spliceosome-associated protein CWC27 homolog. The record is from RefSeq and is a predicted model, not a curated record. NCBI's taxonomy places the organism in Eukaryota, Metazoa, Arthropoda, Malacostraca, Decapoda, Varunidae. Gene Ontology annotation, molecular function: peptidyl-prolyl cis-trans isomerase activity. Gene Ontology annotation, cellular component: catalytic step 2 spliceosome. The coding region runs from base 271 to 1782 and encodes 503 amino acids. Gene Ontology annotation, biological process: protein folding; protein peptidyl-prolyl isomerization. The transcript has 10 exons.
AAAUACUGAAGAAGAAGAAGAAGAAGAAGAAGACCUCACCACUCCAAGCCUCUCGUGUGUAUACCAAGACCUUCGUGCAGAGGUCAGGUCAACUCGACAGCCUGUGGCCCCGACCCUGAAAGCUCUAUCCCCAACCCUGAAGAUACAACAACACUUCAGAAACACUAGAAUAACACCCACUAACAACUUGGACGGCCGGGGCUUUACUGGCCGUGACCUCAUGGCUUGACCUGACCCCUAAAACACUGAAAAAGAAGAAGAAGAAGAAAGAUGAGCAGCAUUUAUAUCCAAGAACCGGCCUCCAUUGGCAAGGUUCUCCUGGUCACCACCGCCGGGGACUUUGACGUGGAGCUGUGGUCACGUGAGGCCCCCAAGGCUUGCCGGAACUUCGUGCAGCUGUGCCUGGAGGGUUACUAUGAUGGCACCAUCUUCCACCGCGUCGUGCCGGGCUUCAUCAUCCAAGGGGGGGACCCGACAGGCACGGGCACUGGCGGAGAGUCUAUCUACGGCAAGCCCUUCAAGGAUGAGUUCCACACGCGGCUGCGGUUCGUGCGCCGUGGCCUGGUGGCGAUGGCGAACGCCGGACCCAACGACAAUGGCUCCCAGUUCUUCUUCACGCUGGGCCAGACUCCGGAGCUUCAGAACAAACACACCAUCUUCGGCAAGAUCACCGGGAACACCCUGUACAACCUCCCGCGCUUUGAGGAGGGAAUUAUUGAUAAGGACGAGAGGCCGGAGUACCCCCACAAGAUCCUCAAGACAGAAGUGCUGAGCAACCCCUUCCCAGACAUUGUACCCAGGCUCAAGAUAGAGAACGAGGUGCCGGAGGAGGAUAGGAAGAAGAAGAAGAAGAAAAAGGGAACAAAGAACUUCAAACUCCUGUCCUUUGGCGAUGAAGCAGAAGAGGAGGAGGAGGAGGUUCUGGCGGCCACCAAGAACUUUUCAACCAAAGGGAACUCCGCCCACGACAUUGCCAUGGACCCAACACUCUCUGCCAGCACCGGCAAGGCCCUUAACAACGGCACUGACUCUCUCGACAGGAUAAAGAGGAAACUACGUCGGGAGGAUUCAACAGAAGGAGAGAAGAUUGAGAGCUUGGAAGUGACUGCUGGGAUGGAGGAAAACACCAACGAGGAGGAGGAAGAGGAGGAGGAGGAGGAGGAGAAGGAGAAGGAGAAGGUGAAGAAGGAAGAAGAGGUGCCUGCUUACAGAUCAAUCUUGGAUGAAGAGAAGAGGGCAAAGGAUGAAAAAAUGGCCGAGAUGAGAGCCGAGAUCAAGCAGCUGAAGCAGGACCUCACGGGCAAGAAAUUGAAGGCCGAAAAGGAGCUGAAGGAGGAGGAGGAGGAGGAGGAGAAGGACGCCCAGAGCCUCAAGGAAUACAAGAAAGAGAGACAAAAGUACGAGGAAGCCAAGAAACACCUACCACACAAAGGAGCUUCCCGAGAGGACCAAACCCUGGCCCUCCUGCAGCGCUUCCAGGCCAAAAUGAGCAAGGUUGUUUAUCAUGACUCCGGCAGCGAGGGAGAGGACGGAGGAGGAGGGGACAAGGAGGAGGAGGGGGGAGAGGACAAGUCAGAAGGUGCUGCUGAUGAUGACGACGAUGAUGAUGACACUGCUGGCUGGAUGAAGCACAAGUUCUUCUUCGGCUCGGCGGAUGUGGUGCUCGCCAAGGACGCCAGCACCAAGGAUGACCACUGGUACGAUGUGAGUGACCCGCGCAACGCCAUCAACAAGCGACGGAGGGAUGACAUCUCGCGGCCAUCCAAGAGGCACCACAAAUGAGGAGACUGCCGAGAGAGGUGUAGCCAGAGACGUUAGUUACUGACGGAAGCUGUCGCCCCUCAAGUCAAGGUACAUAGGAGCCUAAUACAAAGGGAGUGAGGAGCAGGAAGGUGAUUGCUGGAAGGUAGUUUUUGGACUGAGAUAAAAUGUAAACUACCAGCUGAUGUGUGUGUGAUAAGGCAUUGCGGAUUUGCCUUUCGAUGUAGGGUCAAAAGUGCAAAAAGGGAGAGAUGAUGGGCUGUAGCUGGGAGUUUUAAAUAAGAGUUAAUAUUUAAGAGACAGAAAGAGGAGAGAAAAUGUAACCUAUCAACUGAUGUGUGUGUGACAAGGCAUUGCGGAUUUGCCUUUCGAUGUAUGGUAAAAAGUGCGGAAAGGGAGAGAUGAUGGGCUGUAGCUGGGAGGUUUAAUUAGGAGUUAAUAUUUAAGAGACAGAAAGAGGAGAGAAAAUGUAACCUACCAGCUGAUGUGUGCAUAUUUACCUCUCAAUGUAGGGUAACAAGUGCCAAUUAUAAAAGGAACAGAUGGUGGGCUGUAGCACCGCUGAUGGUAAUAGAAAUCUGAUGACUAAUAGCACUGAAACCCAUGAACAGAAUAGCAACUAGGAUUGAGAUGAAGGAAAAUAAUUAAGAUGUGGAGCGUUGAGCCUCAAGUUGCUGCAGAUGCUUGUAGGGGCAUUAAAAAGCAGGGAGGGCAUGGUUUUACAGAAGAGGAAAAGAAGCAGUCACACAAACCACUGUAGCGCAAAGGUAUUAAUUUGCUAGCAUGAAUUUACAGUCACAUUAGCCAUUUCGUCAAUCUUGCAUCAUCAAAUAAGGAUAAAUCAACUUGCAGCAUCUCAAAGGUAUACUAAAGAAAUGCAAGAGAUGAAUAAAGAUAAAUAAAUUACAAUAUAUAAAGCCAUGUAAUCUUACCUCCAGCAUCUCAAAGGUAAACCAGAUGAAGUAAAGAGAGACCAAUAAAUAAAUAAAGAUAAAUUAAUGAGUAGCUGGCCAAUAAAAUCAAUAAAGGAAAAUAAAUAGUGGCUCAACAGUAAAAGCUACAAGGAAAAAUAAAAAAAUAGCUAACCAAUAAAAUAAUUCCAACUCUUUACUAGAAAAAUAAACAAAUAAAGAUAAAAAAGAGGAGUAGAUGACCAACAAAAUUACAAAAGGAAAAUGAAUCUUAGCUCACCAACAAAAGCUUUAAGAAAAAAAGAAAAAAAUAGCUCACUAAUAAAAUCAUUCGAACUCUUUACUAGUCAGACAGCAAGUUAAGCCUUUUAUAAUCACUCUUCUUGGUUCUUAGGUGUUUACUCAAGCCAAGAGAGACACGGGGAAACAGCAGCAUUUUAUUAAGAAGCUGCAAUAGGAGGUUCUUGAUUCCAGCUUGUAUGAUCUGUAUCGCAAUAUUUUUAAGUUUUAAGUUAAGCGACGAUGCACUGGUUUUGUUUUGCUCAAUUUCACGUGUUUGUUGAAAUGAAUGCUGUGAGGGUAGGGGAAAAAAUAUAUAUGGGUUCAGGUUUUGCAGAGAAAUGAAAGAAAGAAAGAAAGAAAAGAAGGAAAAGAAAGUGUAACGAAAAGAGUGAAUGAGAGAGUAGAGAAAAAAAGAAAGAAAGAAAGGAAAGAAGGAAAAGAAAGUAUAACAAAAAGAGAGAAAAAAUACGUAGUUUGGGUAUUGCAUAUAAAUGAAGAAAGAAAGAAAGAAAGAAAGGAAGGAAGGAAGGAAGGAAGGAAAAGAAAGUAACAAAAUGAGAGAAAAAAAUGUAGUUUGGGAAUUGCAUAUAAAUGAAGAAAGAAAGGAAGGAAGGAAGGAAAAGAAAGUGUAACAAAAAGAGAGAAAAAAAUAGUUUGGGUAUUGCAUAUAAAUGAAGAAAGAAAGAAAGAGAAGAAGGAAAAGAAAGUGUAACAAAAAGAGAGAAAAAAAUAGUUUUGGUAUUGCAUAUAAAUGAAGAAAGAAAGAGAAGAAGGAAAAGAAAGUGUAACAAAAAGGAGAGAAUAUGAGAGUAGAGAAAAAAUCUGAGUUCAAGUAUUGUAAAUAAAUGAAUGAAGAAAUAAAGAAAGAAAGAAAGAAAUGAAUGAAUGAAUUAAAAGAAAAUGUAACCAAAAGGAGAGAUGAGGUGCUUGUAACUGAUUUUUUUAGCAUAAUUUAAAAGCAUCGAUGUUGUUUUUUGCUCUGUUAAAGUCUAUUUGUUUGACUAUGAUUCUGUCUCUUAGAAUCAAAAGCCAUCAACUCACCUUUUAAAAGGAUCAGAUUCUGUCUUCCCCAAGCACUCCAUGGGCUGUGAUGCAAGGGAGGAGGAGAAGGUGGUAAUGAUUUUUUUCUGUCUCUAUCUCUGUUUCUUUCUCUCUCUCUUUCCCUUUCUUUUUCCUUCUUUAGCAGCUGUACACGGCAGAUCCUCCAUGUGGGCAGCUUCCAGUUGCUGGGUUGCAGGUGGCAGAUGCUGAUUCACCCAUCGACGAAAGCCCACCCUCUCUGGCCGAGGUCAGAGAGGGUGUGGCAAAGUUGAGGGGUGGAAAGGCACCUGGCACCUGUAACAUCAGUGCGGAGCUGCUCAGAGCUGGAGGUGAGGCCGGGAUCCAUGGGUUGCAUGCAGUCUUGACUGCCGUAUGGCAGUCCAGUACCAUUCCUCCUGACUGGAAGAGGGGGUUGGUCGUCCCUAUCUGGAAAGGGAAAGGGGACGGACAGGACUGCAACAACUACCGUGGUAUAACACUGCUCAGUGUGCCAGGCAAGGUGCUUGCCCACCUAUUACUGAUGUGAAUUCGCAGCCAGCAGCUGAAGCUGCAGAGACUUGAACAGUCUGGGUUCACGUCUGGUAAGUCAACAACUGACCGUAUCCUAGCGCUUCGCGUACUGGUGGAGCGCCGACGUAAGUUUCGACAUGGAAUGCUUUCAGCCUAUGUCGAUCUUAAGAAGGCGUUUGCCUCGUGCAUCGUGAGGCACUCUGGGAUCUUCUGCGACUCCGUGGGAUUCCUGCGAGGACUAUUGGUUUGCUGACUGGCCUGUUUUCUGGGACAGAAUGUGCUGUGAAGCGUGGGGGGGGCUUGUCCAGCUUCAUUCCCGUGAAUGCGGUAGUGAGGCAGGGCUGUGUCCUUGCCCCAUCGCUUUUCAACACUUGUACUGGGCAGAGUUGUGGACCAGAGUGAUUGUUGGGCAUCCAUUGGCACUACCAGGGUCACUGACCUUGUUUUUGCUGAUGAUGCAGUAAUCAUGGCAGAGUCGCUGGAGGUUUUGGUGAUGGCUCUCAAGGCACUGCACGAGGAGGCGAAGCCCUUGGGACUUGAGGUCUCCUGGGCUAAGACCAAGGUACAGGUGUUUGGAGGCUUGCUAGAUGAAACAGUACAGUCUGUUCAUGCGUGUGGCGAGGACGUUGAGAUCUCAGAAAGCUUCACAUAUCUUGGUAGUGUAAUUCAUAACAACAGUGAGUCUCGCCAGGAAGUCUUACGGCGGAUUGGCCUGGCUUACGGUGUUACGGACUUGCUCAACAUGAGUAUAUGGCGUUGGAGACUCACCUGACGGAACCCCCGGGCUUGGCAUCGUAGGGUGGGUGAGGCAACGCACCCUCGGUGUAUGCCCCCAUUGCUCUAUUGAUUCCUCCUUUCUCUUUCUUUUUUCUUCUCUAUCUUUUUCCUUCUCUCUCUCUCUCUCUCUCUCUCUCUCUCUCUCUCUCUCUCUCUCUCUCUCUCUCUCUCUCUCUCUCUCUCUCUCUC